Molecule: messenger RNA, 714 nt
Organism: Micromonas pusilla CCMP1545
Lineage: Eukaryota; Viridiplantae; Chlorophyta; Mamiellophyceae; Mamiellales; Mamiellaceae
Exons: 1
Coding region: 1-714 (237 amino acids)
Source: RefSeq, a predicted model, not a curated record
AUGGCGCGUCGAGCGCCGCGUCGCCGCGGCGGCGGCGCGACCUCCUCCCUCUCCUCCCUCCUCUUCCUCCUCCUCCUCCUCCUCCUCUCCCUCCUGCUCGCGACGCCGACGCUCGUCCGCGCGAAGCCGCGACCGAAAAUCCCGGACAAUCUCGACAACGUCUGGGACGACGAGGAGGACGACGACUUCAAGUCCUGGGGCGAGGAGAAGUUCGGAAGACAACCCGUCGACGGCGCGGACGACGCGCCGCUGUUCGACGCGAACGGCCAGAUGGACCCGAAGUCGCUCGCGAAGCUCCAGGAGAGGUCGCGCGCGGGGCCGCAGCUCACGUUCGUGAAGCUCCAUCCCGAUCCCGUCGCCGGCCCGCGAUCGAUCGACGAGGUGAACGUCAUCGGCGAGCGAUGGGCGACGUUGAUGCGGAGCGGCGGCGUGAGCGACCGCGUGUACGGCAUCGACACGGACACGAUGCUCGUGCAGCUGAAGGACGGGCGGUACAUGGACGAGCUCCGGGAGUUUCUGUGGAUGCAAGAGGAGGUUCGGGAGUUCGAGUGGAACUCGAAGCGAUGGCUGAAGGGCAACGACGAGCCGGAGCCGCCGACGCCGAAGCCGAAGCCGGACGCCGCGAAGAAGGAGAAGAAGAAGAAGAAGAAGAAGAAGAAGAGCGAGGGGCGCGACGGCGGCGGCGACGGCGGGGAGAAGAGGGUAGACUUAUAG